This is a messenger RNA of Homarus americanus (American lobster), 1109 nucleotides long. RefSeq lists its product as uncharacterized. The transcript is spliced from 3 exons. Bases 124 to 732 code for a protein of 202 amino acids. The record is from RefSeq and is a predicted model, not a curated record. NCBI's taxonomy places the organism in Eukaryota, Metazoa, Arthropoda, Malacostraca, Decapoda, Nephropidae.
CAGUAGAGGGUUCAGAGCCGGUGUAAACGAACCCCAAGUUUGUGUUGCUGUGGACGUGUCAAGAAAGGUUAUGAACGAGUCUUGUGUUGCUGACGUCUUACUGAGAGUUUAGAAACCUUAGAAAUGUCAAUAAAUGAGAAACGUAGCGUGGAGGAACAGUUAGCUCUCUACCGGCUUCAGAAAAAGAAGGAAGAGGCGAGAAAAUGUGUUAAACGGCGACUGUGGAACUUCCUUUACUCCAUCAUGACACUCGGGGCAUCAAAAGACACUUUCCUUCCCUCCAGUUCUUCAUGUGUGACAGACGAUAAAUCAGAUAUAAGUAGUGAAGAACCAGAUAUUCCUAAUAGCAGUAAAGUCAUCGGUUCUAAGGGAACAAGGAAAAGAGUUUUACUAAGAAAUGAUGGAUCUUCUGGAAUGAGCACAGAUGACAGUGAAGUAAACCUGCAUGACACUACAUCUAGGUUUUAUGAAAAUUACACAACACUGGAUUGGGUUGCCAUGGGGCUGAAGUCCAUGAUGUGGCUGUUGCUCUUCAAAGUGUUUAUCCUCAUCGAAUUUGGGGCAGUAUUUUUUAUUUUUAGUGCCUUUGCCUUAAUGUGGUACAACUUGAGAUCUGAACCAAAGAAAAAGGGAGAAAUAAGUGCAUAUUCAGUAUUCAACCCAAACUGUGAAGCCAUAGAGGGAACCUUUACUGCUGAACAGUUUGAACGAGAGCUUUUGCAUAAAAUGUGACCGUGUUGCUGAUGGCAGUCCAGUACUGUAUGGAGAUAAUACAUUCAGUAUAUAAAACAAUACUGUACUGUAAUUGCAGGCAGUCACCCAAGUGUUGAAUCCGCAAAUUGUUUUGAAAAAAAUGAUUACUCUGAGGUUUUACUUAUCGUGUCAUGAUGAUUAUUAUUGUUUGUGUCGAAAGUGUAAGACCAACCAGGAUAUUUUUUCAAUAUAAUAAUAUUAUACAAGAUAAUCUAGCUCAUCUGAUAAAGCUAGGACUAAAUGGUUAUUUUAUACAGGUAUAAGAAAUCUAAGUGGAAUAAAAUGAAACUGCUAAUAAAGGUUCUCUGGGAUAACAAAGUAUUUUAUAUUAAGAAUAAAUUAUUUUUAAAAUGUUA